AACAGCCUAUAUUCUAUACGUGACAAUUUUGUGUGUUGGGGUCGGACCUGCAUUGUCUUGCUUUGUUCGUGGGUUCAAAAAGCCGUUUUUUAUCUGCAUUCAUUUCGGUGUCUUUUAUGAAUAAUCAAAAGCAGCAAAAGCCAACGCUUACCGGCCAGCGUUUUAAAACUCGGAAAAGAGAUGAAAAGGAGAGAUUUGACCCUACUCAGUUUCAAGAAAGUAUUGUUCAAGGCUUGAACCAAACUGGCACUGAUUUGGAAGCAGUUGCAAAGUUCCUUGAUGCCUCUGGUGCCAAACUCGACUACCGCCGAUAUGCCGAGACUCUCUUUGAUAUCCUGGUGGCUGGAGGAAUGCUGGCACCAGGUGGUACUCUAUCUGAUGACAUGACUCGUACGGAGUUCUGCCUCUUCACGGCAAGUGAAGACCUGGAGACCAUGCAGGCUUACGCUCAGGUUUUUAACAAGCUGAUCAGGCGUUACAAGUACCUGGAGAAAGGGUUUGAAGAAGAGAUUAAGAAGCUACUGCUGUUUUUGAAAGGGUUCACCGAGUCCGAGAGGAAUAAGUUGGCCAUGCUUGCUGGGAUCCUGCUGGCCAAUGGCAACAUAUCAGCUUCCAUCCUGAGCAGCCUCUUUAAUGAGAACUUGGUAAAGGAAGGUGUGUCCGCCGCCUUUGCUGUGAAACUGUUCAAAUCUUGGAUCAAUGAAAAAGACAUCAACUCAGUUGCUGCUAGCCUGCGUAAAGUUGGCAUGGACAACAGGUUGAUGGAGCUGUUUCCUGCCAACAAGCGUAGCUGCGAACACUUCUCGAAAUAUUUCACCGACGCUGGGCUGAAGGAACUCUCGGACUUCGCUCGUAAUCAGCAGUCCAUUGGAGCCCGCAAAGAGCUUCAGAAAGAACUGCAGGAACAGAUGUCCCGUGGCGAGACACUCAAAGACAUCAUUGCCUACGUUCGCGAGGAGAUGAAGAAAACGAGCAUCUCGGAGCAGACCAUGAUCGGCAUCUUGUGGACCAGCCUCAUGAGCUGUGUCGAGUGGAAUAAAAAGGAGGAGCUCGUCACUGAGCAAGCCAUCAAACACUUGAAGCAAUACAGCCCACUGCUGAAGUCCUUCACCUCCCAGGGCCUGUCUGAGCUCACCCUCCUGCUGAAGAUCCAGGAGUAUUGCUACGACAAUAUCCAUUUCAUGAAGGCCUUCCAGAAGAUCGUGGUGCUUCUUUACAAAGCUGAUGUUCUGAGCGAGGAGGUUAUUUUGAAGUGGUACACAGAGGCCCACGUGGCCAAAGGAAAGAGCGUCUUCCUCGAGCAGAUGAAGAAGUUUGUAGAAUGGCUGAAGAAUGCCGAGGAGGAGUCCGAAUCGGAGGAAGAGGGAGACUAAAUAACCAUUUCAGCAGAAUGUUUUGUUACAAAAGUGCUUGUUUAAUUUUUUUCCCCUUUUUUAAAACAAAAAAAGAAAUUUGUUUGCCUUUUUAUUUUUAUUCUACCUACUAUUUUUUUCAAACCAUAACAUUUAGAUGUCAUUUAAGGGCUUUAUAUAACAAAUGGUUCAUUUUAACAUAUUUUUCUAAUAUUAAGGUUUACACUUAAAAUAGCACAAGUUGUGGUCAAUCUUUACUCACUCAAGGAACUUUUAAGUGUUGACACAGUUAAAUUAUUAUUAGUAUCGUUAUAAUGAUUUCUUUAAGAAUUGACAUUCCAUUGAAUUUGAAUCAGGCUGCCUUGUUUGCUUCUAAGAUGCCCUUUUCUAUAUUGUUCUGAUGCCUUCAUGCCCCAUCAUGACCAUUGUCCAGAUAUGGAAAGAGACCUGUCUCAUCGUGAUGUUAUUGCCAAAGGUUUAAUCCUGCUUUCACUAUAUCCAUCAGCAUUCUGUUCCCCGCCUUUAAAACGAAAGCGCUGACAACGAAUUGCUUGUCCUGUUUAAGACCCUUAAAUGACUCCAGACCUCUUCUCUAUGAUGUAUCUCCAUCUUAUGUCACCAGUUUCUUUAAUCUGAAUAACAAUAAAUGACUUUUUUAAGAAAUAAAA
This is a messenger RNA of Xyrauchen texanus (razorback sucker), 2020 nucleotides long. Its product is annotated as eIF5-mimic protein 2-A-like. Gene Ontology annotation, molecular function: protein binding. The record is from RefSeq and is a predicted model, not a curated record. NCBI's taxonomy places the organism in Eukaryota, Metazoa, Chordata, Actinopteri, Cypriniformes, Catostomidae. Gene Ontology annotation, cellular component: cytoplasm; membrane. The coding region runs from base 117 to 1373 and encodes 418 amino acids. The transcript is spliced from 12 exons.